GGGCGCAGGAAGGCUCUAGAGUUCCCCAGUCCUAAGAAGAGCCUUGGCGAAGAGACAUUGGGAACAGUCAAAUGCAUUAUGGCUCCGGGGACUUUCUGGAACCCUCCCCACCCUCUCCGCGGUCUCCCCCCCGCUAGGGGGACAGGGUUGUCAGUGCUGCUGCUGAGGGUUGGGAGACUGCAUCUUACAGCUCCCUUGGGGCGUCUGCUGUCUCUCCUGCUGCUGCUGCUGCUCGUGCCAUGCUGCCAACCUGGCCUGCCUUGUGGCCAUCACCACCCAUUUAGGAAAGUCAUUUCUGGACAGGCUGCCCCCCUAAAUAAGUGGCCUUGGCAGGUGAGCCUUCAAAUAUACAACUCGCAUCUGUGUGGAGGAUCCCUCAUUAAUACGGAAUGGGUGCUGACAGCUGCCCACUGCAUCUUGUGGAAUUUUGAUUAUACUGUGAAGCUUGGAGAUGUGUUCUAUUUCAACCUUGGGAGUGGUACCUUCAUGACUGUCAGGGACAUCCUCAUCCAUCCUUCUUACUCAGAACUCAUUAUCCCCAAGAAUGAUCUUGCCCUUGUACGCCUGAACUCUUCUGUGAACCUCAGCCAAGCGACUCAACCUAUCUGCCUCCCAGAUAGCAAAUUUUAUGUGAAGAAUGGGACCCGCUGCUGGGUGACAGGAUGGGGCAGGACUGAAGACAAAAGGGGUGAGAGAGGACAGUGUGUUUGUGGGUCUUCCCAAUACAGAGCCAAGAAUUGACUUUUUCUGCUAAGUCUACAAGAUUGCAGCUCAGAGGCAGCAGGAGCUCUCUGGCUGGCGAACUUCCCUUUCCUUGAUGACAGGAGUCUUCCUUGAAGUUAGGAGAAGGAGGAAGGAGAGGGAGAAUAACUAGAGCUGAGCAUCUCUGAAUAGUUAGAUGCCCACAGGCAGACACGUGCCUGUAUAUCUCACUAGUGCAGAAAUUCUAAACUAUUUAUAUAUGUUAGAGGGCCCUUUGGGCCGUCUGGUGAAAUCUGUGGAAUCCUUAGAAUGAUUGUUAUAAAUGCAUUAGAUAGAAAUACAGUAAUAUAUAGGAAAAUGAUUAUAUUGAAAUAUAGCUUUCAGAAUAAAAUUAUCCCUUCUACCUUGAGGCUUUCUUAUCAGGAUUUAGACAUAUUGUGGGUCAAUAUAAGAAAUUAAAUGGAAAUUUUGGAGUUUUGUGGAGGCUGCAAACAGAUGACACAGAGUCUAUGACCAAAUCCUUCAUCCAAAUUUAAUAAGAAGAUACUGUAAAUACUCCAUAAAAAAUAAAGAAAAGAAUUCAGACUUCUUCUCUGAUAUGAAGGGAGGGUCAAAAAAUUUUAUGCAGAUUUUCCAGAUUGGGAAUAUAUUAAAAAGUCUAAAUUCCCAGACCCCAGUUUAAGAAUCCGUAGUGGAUAAUUAUGAGGAUCAAAUUAGAUCAAGGAAAAUUAGGACAAAUUUGUUCACAUUGUGAGUCGUUCUCUAAUACAACAGGCUGCCUUAAGCAAAUUCCCUGUUAAUGAAAGGGUUCAAGCAGAAUCUAGAAGACCAUCAUCACGAAUAAUGUAAAAAGAAUUUCUGUUCUAGAUGGAGAUAGGGCUAGGUGAUCUCCAAAUUUCUUUAUCACUUGGAGAUUGUAAUCUCAAGUAUUCUGACCUUGUAUAUAGUUGUAAAUAGCAGAUGAAUAACAGCCAGAAUUAUAGGAAUUCAGGGGGAAAACUUACUGUGGACUGGAAAGGUCAGAGAAGGCUUUUGAAAAGUAAUGAAUCAAUGCAAGAGACUAUAAUCAUUCUAAGCAGUGAAUCCCCCCAACUUGUGCCACAGAGUACCCCUUCUGUGGCCCUUUCUCCUCUUCAUAUACCUACCUACUUCUCAUCCUGCUUUCCCUUCCAGACUUCAUAAAUGAUCUCUGCAGCUGAGGGAGAUCUUAGCCUUUGGAACCAUUGUUAGGUGGAGGUUUUGCUUUUGUAAUGAGCUUGACUUUUGGAGAUGGGUUGAAGCAAGAGCAGGGAGUGAGUGGUCCCCAAGGUGGUACAUGCUUUGAAGAGCAGAAGGUAUAGACAAAUGAUAAUCCUGUGUCCGUAUUAUAGCCUAUUAACCCCCAGCACCCCUGCCCACAGAUGAUUACUAUUCUUAUGUG
This is a messenger RNA of Sarcophilus harrisii (Tasmanian devil), 2122 nucleotides long. Its product is annotated as serine protease 42-like. The record is from RefSeq and is a predicted model, not a curated record. The coding region runs from base 79 to 741 and encodes 220 amino acids. Gene Ontology annotation, biological process: proteolysis. The transcript is spliced from 3 exons. Lineage: Eukaryota; Metazoa; Chordata; Mammalia; Dasyuromorphia; Dasyuridae. Gene Ontology annotation, molecular function: serine-type endopeptidase activity.